Messenger RNA from Grus americana (Whooping crane), 3107 nucleotides. RefSeq names its product zinc finger and BTB domain-containing protein 8A-like. Bases 712 to 2568 code for a protein of 618 amino acids. NCBI's taxonomy places the organism in Eukaryota, Metazoa, Chordata, Aves, Gruiformes, Gruidae. Gene Ontology annotation, biological process: regulation of transcription by RNA polymerase II. The record is from RefSeq and is a predicted model, not a curated record. The transcript has 5 exons. Gene Ontology annotation, molecular function: RNA polymerase II cis-regulatory region sequence-specific DNA binding; DNA-binding transcription factor activity, RNA polymerase II-specific; protein binding.
AAACCUCCCAGAUUGGAGUUAGUGUAACCUUUCAUCCCAUUUAACUCUUGAAAUGCAGACGCACAUCUUAUUUGGUGCAUUAAGAAUUUUAAACAUAGUACCAACACAGAAGAAGAAAUUCUGUAAGGAAAAACUGGGAGGAGUGGCAGGGAAAAGACUCCUGUAUCUUGGCUUAGCUGUUGUACUAAAUCAAACACUAAUGAAGUUCUCUGCCACACUCCGACCUGACACUUUUUACUGUGCAAAUGGGAACUGUUCAUUUUCCAUGUUCUAACUGAGCCUGCUUUGAGGAGGGGACAGUACCAGAUGACCUGCAGUUGUUCCUUCUCAAAAUUACUCAAUGAUCUCGAGAAACAAGAUUGGAAGUGUCUCAUCUUCUAACAGGCGCAAGAUUGAAAGUGUUUUGUAUUCUAACGGGCAUCCUGAUUUGAUUUUCUUUUUCCACAAAGAAGGGGAAAAUGGAUAAUCUGUCGUAUUGCACUCCCACUUGCAGUACUUUGGUUUAGGAUUAUCUCCAUUGUUUGAAUACAAAACUUCCCUGUUAUAAAAAUGCUGCUAUAUUAAGUAAUGUAAUAAAUCCUACGCCACAGAACUACAGAUAUUUCCCAUUCAGCUGGUGCCUUCCUUCCACUUACUUACAAAGAUAUCUAGACAGGCCUUUAACAAUAACAAUGCAUUGUCUGCGGUAAGGUUGUGGGCCUCCCGGACAGCAUGUGGGUGUGGGAAGAGGCGAGCAGCCCCGACUGCAAGGCGAGCAGGCAGAGGAAGCCGCUGGGCUGCGCCGGCAAUCGGUGCGUUGCCCCUUUAAUUGUGUCCCCAGCCCUCGGGCGUCUCUGUCCAACGCCCACGUCAGCAAAUACCUUUUGUUUCUCUCACGUUCGGGCUUCCAGGGCUCGGGGCUGCGGGACCAGCGCGUCGCCUUCAGCCACCGCGAGCCCCGACGCGGGGCCGGGGACCUCGCAUCCACCGCCCGCUCCCCUCGGCUCAGCGGCAGCCGCCCGCAGGACCCAGCCGAGCAAGACUCCCUGUUACUCCUGGACUGGCAUGGAGAUUUCUUCCCAUCAGUUUCACCUCCUAGAGCAGCUCAACGAACAACGGAAGCAAGACUUGUUCUGCGACUGCAAUAUCCUGGUUGAGGGAAAGGUCUUUAAAGCACAUCGCAAUGUGCUGUUUGCCAGCAGCGGCUAUUUCAAAAUGCUCCUUUCGCAGAGCUCAAAGGAGACGACUCAGCCAGCGACGGCUACUUUUGAGGUUUUCUCUCCAGAGACAUUUAUGGUUAUCCUGGACUUUGUGUAUUCGGGCAUAUUGUCUUUAACUGGUCAAAAUGUGAUCGAAGUCAUGUCGGCUGCUAGCUAUCUACAGAUGACAGAUAUUCUUAAUGUCUGUAAGACAUUCAUUAAGUCCUCACUGGAUAUUAAUGAAAAGGAGAAGGAUCAUUACCUCAGCCUUUCAGCCAAAAGUACAAACAGUGAACCUGCUCAUCCAUCUCUUUAUCAGUCAAGAAGGAAAGCAAAGAGCAAUCCCAGGCGUUCCUAUUCAAUCCCGGAUGAAAAGGCUAAUCCGGUGAAUGAAAAUUCCUGGAGUGGUUACAGCAGCUAUCUGUCCUCACAGGUGAUUCUUCAGCGGGCAGAAACACAGCUAUCAAAAAGAGGCAGAAAACAGGGCUCAACGAGAAAGCGCCGAAAGCACCUUGGACUGUCACAGCCCCGUGAUUUUGUGCAGUGUAAAUCAAACAAAGCUGAGCGGGCCGGCGGAGGUUGCAGCACAUCAGAUUCCAGCCACAUCUCUCGGGUUAGAAGGGAGGUUGAAUUUGAUGCAGAGAAUGAUGUUGAUCAUGAUGAUUAUGGAUAUAGUCACGAAUCGGAAGUGAUACCAAAGAGGUGGUCUGUUGCUCAGCUAGAACAAGAACUUGCAAGAACUUCCGAGUUCAUGGAAUUAAAAGCAGAAGAACUGUACACCUCAAUGCCCACAAUUUUAGGUGUAAUGAGUAGUUGGAACAAAGAUGACCUCCCUCGGAUGCGAUUCAAAUGCCCCUUCUGUACACAUACAGUGAAACGACGAGCAGACCUGAAGCGACAUCUUCGGUGUCACACUGGGGAGCGACCGUACCCGUGUGAAGCGUGUGGGAAAAGGUUCACCCGACUAGAGCAUUUACGUAACCACUUCCAAACGAUACAUCAAGCUGGCAAACUGAUCUGUAGAAAAUGCAAGCGUCACGUAACUGACCUAACAGGAUGUGUUGUUCAGCAAGGAACAAGACGCUACAGACUGUGCCAUAAGUGUCUAGCAGAAGCUAAUUUUGACAGCAUCCCCGACGAUUUAGAUGCAGAACAUUCUCCUGUCUCCUCCACUGGAAACAAACGUUCCAAAUGGGCUUUGGAAGAGGAACAGAAAUCAGAUGAAGAGACAGUGGAGGAGGAACCAUAUAAUUUGGUUGUCCGACACGUUAAUGAUGAUAUUCCAGAGGAGGUAGAUGAAAAGAGAGCUGGGCAGAACGAAAAGACGCCAGCCCAGCCGCCGCCUCCUCAGGCUCUGUGGAGAACAAAGCCGCCUCAACUCGACGCCUGAUUGGCUAACCCCAGUCGGCUGACCCAACCAGCCAAUGAGGUGUCAAAGCCGCUGCCGAGGGGCGGUAGCCGCGCUCUGCCCGGCUGAGGGGCGGCGGCACCGCCCGCCAUGGCGGUCAGCUCCCCGUGGGCUCGGGUGGUUUGCCGUGUGGAGGGAAGGCCUGGAGCCGGUCAUCCCGAACAACGCCCAGGCCUCGCUCUUCCUCCACAGCGCCGCUGUGUCCAGCGUGUCGCCACAGCGGGCAUGUGCUGGAGCCCUGGGGGUGCUCCUGAGGAGGGAAGAAAACCCAGUGUGUGAAAAAUCAUGCAUUUUUGUACCACAAAAUAGGUGUAUCGUCAUUCUUACAAAGUCUGCCCACCUUGGCAAAGAACAAAGCACAAGCGUAAUGUAAUGGUGUUAAAAACCCACUAGCAAAAGUUAUUCACACACAAAUCCCUAGGUUCUUUCAGUCAUGAGUUUUAUUUCAGCAUUGAAGCUUUCUCAAAAAAUAAAAGGGAUUUUAUCCCUUGCUCUUCACAAUAUGGAAAUAAAACCACAUC